Molecule: messenger RNA, 3042 nt
Organism: Rangifer tarandus platyrhynchus (Svalbard reindeer)
Lineage: Eukaryota; Metazoa; Chordata; Mammalia; Artiodactyla; Cervidae
Source: the annotation of a GenBank genome assembly
GUUAUACUUAUCCUGACGAAGCUAUAUGACUUCAACCUGGGAAGCGUGACGGAGAGCUCUCUUUGGAGAUCAACAGAUUAUGGCACCACCUAUGAAAAGCUGAAUGACAAAGUGGGUUUGAAGACUGUCCUCAGUUACCUGUACGUCAACCCCACCAACAAAAGGAAGAUCAUGCUUCUUAGUGAUCCUGAGAUAGAGAGCAGCAUAUUGAUCAGCUCAGAUGAAGGGGCAACCUAUCAGAAAUACCGGCUCACCUUCUACAUCCAGAGUCUGCUCUUUCACCCCAAGCAAGAGGACUGGGUACUGGCCUACAGUCUGGAUCAAAAGCUCUACAGCUCCAUGGACUUUGGAAGACGGUGGCAACUCAUGCAUGAACGCAUCACACCCAACAGGUUUUACUGGUCAGUGGCCGGACUGGAUAAGGAGGCAGACCUGGUGCACAUGGAGGUGCGGACAGCCGACGGACAUGCUCACUACCUUACCUGCAGGAUUCAGGAAUGUGCCGAGACUACUCGGAGUGGGCCUUUUGCCCGCUCCAUCGACAUCAGUUCCCUGGUGGUCCAGGAUGAAUAUAUAUUCAUUCAGGUAACAACUGGUGGAAGAGCCAGCUACUACGUGUCCUACCGGAGAGAGGCCUUCGCUCAAAUAAAGCUGCCCAAGUACUCGCUGCCCAAGGACAUGCACAUCAUUAGUACCAAUGAGAACCAAGUGUUUGCAGCGGUCCAGGAAUGGAACCAGAAUGACACGUACAACCUCUACAUCUCAGACACACGUGGGAUCUACUUCACCCUGGCCAUGGAGAACAUUAAGAGCAGCCGAGGUCUGGUGGGAAACAUCAUUAUUGAAUUGUAUGAGGUAGCAGGUAUCAAAGGGAUAUUCCUGGCAAACAAGAAGGUGGAUGACCAGGUGAAGACAUACAUCACGUACAACAAAGGCAGGGAUUGGCGCCUCCUGCAAGCUCCAGAUGUGGACCUGAGAGGCAACCCAGUACACUGCCUGCUGCCUUUCUGCUCCCUACACCUACACUUGCAGAUCUCCGAAAAUCCAUAUUCCUCGGGAAGAAUCUCCAGCAAGGAGACAGCUCCAGGGCUCGUGGUGGCUACAGGCAACAUUGGUCCGGAGCUCUCAUAUACUGACAUCAGUGUGUUCAUCUCUUCUGAUGGGGGCAACACAUGGAGACAGAUCUUUGAUGAAGAGUACAAUGUCUGGUUCCUAGACUGGGGUGGCGCCCUCGUGGCCAUGAAACACACACCUCUGCCAGUCAGGCAUUUGUGGGUGAGUUUUGACGAGGGCCACUCCUGGGACAAGUAUGGUUUCACUUCGGUUCCUCUCUUUGUGGACGGGGCCCUGGUGGAGGCAGGCGUGGAGACCCAGAUUAUGACAGUUUUUGGCCACUUCAGCCUCCGCUCAGAAUGGCAGUUGGUGAAGGUGGACUACAAAUCAAUCUUCAGCCGACACUGCAGCAAGGAGGACUAUCAGACCUGGCACCUGCUCAAUCAGGGGGAGCCUUGCGUCAUGGGAGAAAGGAAAAUAUUCAAGAAACGCAAGCCAGGAGCUCAAUGUGCCCUGGGCCGAGACUCCUCAGGGACAGUGGUCUCAGAACCCUGCGUCUGUGCUGACUGGGACUUUGAAUGCGACUAUGGCUUUGAGAGACGUGGAGAGAGCCAGUGUGUCCCUGCUUUCUGGUACAACCCGGCAUCUCCAUCUAAGGACUGCAGCCUUGGUCAAAGCUACUUUAACAGCACUGGGUACCGGCGAAUAGUGUCCAACAACUGCACAGACGGCCUGAGGGAGAAGUACACCGCCAAGGCCCAGAUGUGCCCUGGAAAAGCCCCUCAUGGCCUCCACGUGGUGACGACUGAUGGGCGCCUGGUGGCGGAGCAGGGACACAAUGCAACCUUCAUCAUCCUCAUGGAGGAGGGUGAUCUCCAAAGGACAAACAUCCAGCUUGACUUUGGGGAUGGGAUUGCAGUGUCCUACGCUAAUUUCAGUCCCAUUGAAGACGGCAUCAAGCAUGUGUACAAGAGUGCAGGCAUCUUCCAGGUGACGGCCUAUGCGGAGAACAGCCUGGGCUCAGAUACAGCGGUCCUCUUCCUGCACGUGGUUUGUCCUGUGGAGCAUGUUCAUCUCCGAGUUCCAUUUGUUGCCAUAAGAAAUAAGGAGGUCAACAUCAGUGCAGUUGUGUGGCCCAGCCAAUUGGGUACUCUUACGUAUUUCUGGUGGUUCGGCAAUAGUACAAAGCCCCUCAUCACCUUGGACAGCAGCAUUUCCUUCACAUUCCUAGCAGAGGGAACAAAUACCAUCACUGUCCAGGUGGCUGCUGGGAAUGCCCUCAUCCAGGACACAAAAGAUAUCGCUGUUCACGAAUACUUCCAGUCCCAGCUCUUGUCUUUCUCUCCUAAUCUGGAUUACCACAAUCCUGACAUUCCAGAGUGGAGGCAAGAUAUUGCCAAUGUGAUCAAGCGGGCUCUGGUGAAAGUAACCAGUGUCCCGGAAGACCAGAUCCUAGUUGCCGUGUUCCCUGGCCUCCCCACUUCUGCAGAGCUCUUCAUCCUUCCCCCCAAGAACUUGACGGAGAGGAGGAAAGGCAAUGAAGGGGACCUGGAACAAAUUGUAGAGACUCUGUUUAAUGCUCUAAACCAAAACCUGGUCCAGUUUGAGCUGAAGCCAGGGGUUCAAGUCAUUGUGUAUGUCACACAGCUGACCUUAGCGCCACUGGUGGACUCUAGUGCUGGGCACAGCAGCUCAGCCAUGCUUAUGCUCUUGUCAGUAGUGUUUGUCGGCCUGGCUGUGUUUCUGAUCUACAAGUUUAAAAGGAAAAUACCCUGGAUUAACAUAUAUGCUCAAGUCCAACAUGACAAGGAGCAGGAGAUGAUUGGGUCAGUGAGCCAAAGUGAAAACGCCCCCAAAAUCACACUCAGUGACUUCACCGAGCCCGAGGAACUGCUGGACAAAGAGCUGGACACCCGGGUCAUAGGAGGCAUCGCCACCAUUGCAAACAGUGAAAGCACAAAGGAGAUCCCCAACUGCACUAGCGUUUAA